UUCCCGGCAGCUGCUCUGCAGCGACAAAACUGCAAAACAUUUAUUAAAAAAAUAAUAAUAAUACCGACAGAGCUUGAUUAAAAAUGUCCUUUUCGAGAGCUCCUUUGAAGAGGUUCAAUGACCACGUCGGCUGUGCUCCUGCUCCAGGAACCUACGAGAUUAAAUCAGAGGAUCCGAAGGGAGCUGCGUCCUUCGACAAAUCUGAUCGAUUCAGGRCUGUUAAGGCAGCCACUGCUGCUGCCCUGCUGCCUCCAUCAUCACCUUCCAGAAAUGUSUUUGUCUCUCCUGUCCGAAGGACUUUAUCUGCUGAUGGACUUGUUACUGGAGGCUCCAGUGCAAAGCAGGAAAAAACCGGCAUGUCCUUUGAGAUGAAGCAGCAGAAACUCUUAGAGAAAGAGAUCCGAUCCCUGGUGCAGCAGCGAGGGGAGCAGGACCGUCYCGUGCUGGGCCUCGAAGAAGAGCUGAAGAAGGUGGAGGCCAAGCUGCUGGCUUCAGUGAGGGAGAAGACCGGUCUCACUGCCAGUGUGAUUACGCUUGAAAGACAGCAAGCAGAGCUCAAGAAGYUCAAUGAGUUUCUGAAAAACAAGGUUUCUGCUGACACUACAAAAAAGAGAAUCAAUUCUCUCACAAUGGAGCUAAUGGAAGCGAGGAACAAUUUGGAUGCUAAAAACCAGGAGGUAAGCCUCCUGCAAAUUAACUCUGAAGGCCAGCUGAAGGCGCUAGAAAUAGAUCUCCAGACAGCCAGAGCUACUGUUUCUGCUCUCGAUAAUAGGAAUAAAGAUCUGGAGGAGCUGCAUCAGGUGACAAAAACCCAGAAUGGAGAGAUGGAGAAUGAAAAUGCUCGGUUAAAUGCUGUGAUACAAGAGCUGAGAGAGGAGAUCAGAGUCCUUCAGAGAUACCUGGAUGAAGCAAAUGACCAGAUACAAGAYCUCCGUCUGAAGAUUGAAGAGAAGACACUGGAGAACACAGUUGCUGGUUCUCAAMUGGAGAAACUAAACCAACUAGAGCUGCGAGCUGCAGAACUGGAAACCACUCYGGUUUUGUUGAGGCAGAAAGAGGAGGAGGCCCAGACAUUCCAAGACGAGCUGCAGGCGUCCAAAACCGCUUUACGGGAAGCGGAGCAGAGACUGGAGCGGCAAGAGGCGCAGCUCAAGUUUGCACAAACGGCACUGAUCGACAUGGAGGAGCAAAUGAAACAGGCCAGCCAAGAAGUGCAGGACUCCCAGGCCACAGUCCGUCAGCAAGAGGCAGAGCUCGCCAGGCUGAGGGAGGUGCUCAGGAGAACCGAGAGGGAGCUGGACGAGAGGGUGGCACAUCUCGAACAGAGGUGUCUGCUCUCAGAGGAGGAAAGAUACAAAACUCAAGAAGAUGGGCUCAGGAGAAUCGAGGAGCUGAAGAUGGAGCUGAACUUGUUGCAGCAGGCUAAAAGAGAUGAGAGGAAGAGACAGAUUCAGCUUGAGCAAGAACGCGAGGCGCUCACAGAGGAGCUGACAAAAGAAAAGGCUCUCGUGGACUCUUUGACUGCACUUGUGGAGCAGGAGAGGGAGGAGUCCGAGGAGCGAAUGAGUCAGCUGAAGGAGGAGAUGGAGGAGGUGCUGGGGGAGCUGGCUGUCAUGGAGGAACAAGAGCUGAAGAGGCAGGAGAUGGCAGAAAACAGGCAGGAGGUCAUUCAGAGCCUGCAGCAGGAAAAAGAGGCGCUGGAGCGACAGCUGAACGCCCUUCUGGAGGGUAAAAGCAGCGACGUGGCGUGUAUGAAAGAGCUGCAUUUAUCAGCCGUGAGAGAGCUGCAGGAGGCAAACGCCGACUCUCAGAAGAAGAUGGAAGAUGUUGUCACGGAGCUGGAAAGCACCAGAGAGGAUCUGAGGGGAGCGAGAGGAAGACAGAGAGAGCUGGAGGCAGAGGUGGAGCGAGUGACCCGGCAGCUGACGGAGGCCGUGGACCAACUGGUGGAACAGAAAGAGGAGGAGCUCGGCAGACUGAGGCGGCAGACAGAGGAGCACCAGGAGAGACUCUUGGCUGAAGAAAAAGCCAAGGAGGAGAAUUCAAAAGCUCUGCUUGAGGUUCAGGCUCGCCUCGCACAAAAGGAUGAGGAGAUGAAGGCCGCAGAGGCGAGCCGCGCAGCUGAAAUCGCGCAGCUUCAAACGCAGCUGCAGACGCAGAUGAACGAGACGGAAGAGGCGCUGGGGCGUCUCGAAGAACAGAGAAAUCAGAAUUUAACUCAGCUCUGGCAUGAGAGGGAGGAGGCCCAGAGAGUCUUGGAGGAGAUCAGUCAGCACAAAGCAGAAAUAAUAAAGCAGCUCCAAGAAGAAAAAGAGGAGAGAGGAAAACUUCACAGAGCUCUCGAGGAGGAAAAAGAAGCCCUGGAAGUUGAGAGGCGAAACCACGAGCGGGUCAGGUCAGAGGCACAGGCACUACACGCUGAGCUCCGAGAGUUAAACCAGGAGAGGGAGAGUUUGCUCUCGGAGGUGGAAUUUAAAGAGAUCAGGCGUGUGCUGGAAAACCAAGUGAACACGGCCGAACAGGACAGAGAUCAGCUCCGGGCUCGCCUGGACGACACCGAACAAGAAAAGGUUAGYCUGCAGGCCCAAUUAAACGUCAUGGAGGAGAAGACGCAGGCUCUGGAACAUGAGCUGGAAAAGCACAGACAGGAGAAACUGGCUCUGAGGGACCAAGCAGAAGUACUGACUCAGGAGAAGGUUACACUGCAGUGGGAAAUGGAGGAGCAGCGACAGGAACUCCAAAGACAAUUAGCCGAAGUACAAGAGAAGAGCUCCUCUUUUGCUGAGCUGGAGCGCUGGAAGAAACAGUACGAGGAGCUGUUUGCUAAAGUCAGGCCCUUUCAGGAACAACUUAAUGCAUUUGCAGCAGAGCGGGCCGCUCUGCUUAAUGAGAAUGGGACAAGCCAAGAAGAAUUAAAUAAAUUAGCUAACGCUUAUGCUAGCCUCCUGGGGCACCAAAACCAGAAGCAGAAGAUCAAACAUGUGAUGAAGCUCAAAGAUGAAAACAUCUCCCUGAAACAGGAGGUGUCAAAGCUUCGUUCUCUCGUGAGCCGCCAGAAGAGUGAUCUGGAACAGCUGAAAGCUAAGCUCCCGGGCGCUCUUCGUCGCAGGUUUGAUCCCAGCAAAGCUUUUCAGCACGACAAGGAGAACAGGAGAACUGAAACAACCAAACUUCUUAAAGAAGGGAACCAUAAAGAGCAGUAGAGCUCCUCUGGUUGACAUGUUCGAACAGCGAAAAGGACGGACC
Austrofundulus limnaeus is the source of this 3246-nucleotide messenger RNA. It is a transcript of the gene hmmr, whose product is annotated as hyaluronan-mediated motility receptor (RHAMM). The record is from RefSeq and is a predicted model, not a curated record. The transcript is spliced from 20 exons. The coding region runs from base 84 to 3203 and encodes 1039 amino acids. Gene Ontology annotation, molecular function: hyaluronic acid binding. Lineage: Eukaryota; Metazoa; Chordata; Actinopteri; Cyprinodontiformes; Rivulidae. Gene Ontology annotation, cellular component: membrane.